AUGCAGCACUCACACCAAAUAAAGCCUCUUCAGGCUGAAUACUUCCGAUCUGGAAUCUCCUCUUCGAUACACGGGGGACGUUUGAGCUCGAAAGGGCGAGUGGCGACAUUUCUUUUGUCUUCUUGUCUUGUCAUUGAAGAUGCAAUUAUUGUAUCUAUCUGUGUGCGAGAGAUCCCAAAGAGAGGCUUGUGA
Trichoderma gamsii is the source of this 192-nucleotide messenger RNA. RefSeq lists its product as hypothetical. Lineage: Eukaryota; Fungi; Ascomycota; Sordariomycetes; Hypocreales; Hypocreaceae. The transcript is spliced from 2 exons. The record is from RefSeq and is a predicted model, not a curated record. The coding region runs from base 1 to 192 and encodes 63 amino acids.